AUCACUUCCCAAAGUUGUUUUCAUAUGUUCACUAGUCUCUUUUUUUUGCAAUGAUUAAUUAUCUUUCAAAACUUGUAUGAUACUGUGUGCCGUGUGUUAUUGUGAAAAUUUAAAAAUCUCUAAAAGCCAAACUAGCAACUAAUAUAAAACCUAUAUUUCAAAAAAACUAAUAUAAACAUUCAAUUGAAAAUAUCCAGAUUUGUAACUGAAAUUCUAACUCUGAAGUAAGGGAUUCAGCUCAGCUCGGUUUUUUAUGAGCAUGAAUUAUAUGUUCACGAGUUAUAUGAACGAUCUUUAACGAACACGAGCUAACUCAUGAGCUUGACUGUUUUUAUAUAUAUGUAUAUGUGUGUGUGUGUCUGGAUGAUUUUUUUCUUAUGUAAGAAAAGAUAAUUUUCAUAUUAAUCAUGUUUAUCUUCUAAAAUUAAAAUGUAAACAUACAAAAUAUUAAAUAAUAUUGUUAACAAUCCUCAUAUUAUAUAUCUUUAGAAUUAAAAUGUAAAACAAAAUAUUUCUAAGAUUCUCAUGCGGAAUAUAUAUAUUUUUAUGAUUUAGAUGAAAACUUUGAAUGAAUCAUCUUAAGACUUAUGUUGAAUAUAUUUUUGGAUCACAAAUUAAGAUUUUAUUUAAUUUUUUAUUAGGUUUUAGUUUUAUUCAUUAUUAAUAUUAAUGUUCUGGAUUUUUAAUAUUUAAAUUUUAAACUAUAUUAUGAAAAAUAUUUUAUUUAUAAUGAUUUUAUAAUUUUUAUUUUCAUAUUUGAUCGCGAGUUAGCUCAUUUAACUCAUGAUCUAAAUGAUAUGAAUUCGAGUUUACAUAUGAAAGCUCAUAUAAUAAAUGAGCUGAGCUGAGUUAAUUCAUGAAAAAUAUGAGCUCACUAUGAACUGCGCUGAGUUGAGCUAGCUAACUCAUUUUGACACCCCUACUCUAAAGUAUUUUUUUUGGUAUUACUGAACAUUCUGAGUAAUAUAUAUUGAUUUUUUUGGGGUCAAAUAUAUGAUUUCUCAAACUUCUUUUUUUGCCCAUUAAUAGAGUAGAUUUGUAGCUAGAGAACAACAAAUAAUUCUAAGUAAAAAAUACAUUAAAUAUAUAUGGUCAAGUCAAAAGUGGAAGUCAUUUGUAACAUGAGUACUAUUUAAUAAUUUUACAAGGUAAACAUUCAAUGAAAUUCCAGAAAGUUAAUUAAACAACAAAAUUCACGUAUAUCUAAGGUAAUUAUAUUAUUUUGGGGGUCAGUCAAGGUCCGUCCAUAUAUCUUUUAGCUGACCCACAAAAAAGGAAAAUAUCUUUCAUUACAUAAUUUCUUUCCAUAUCAUAUUUAGAGUAUACAUAUAUAAACAGAUCUUCAUAAUCUUCAAAUCAUUCAUCUAGUUAACAAACUAUAUCAGAAAAAACCGUAACAAAUAAUAAAGAGAGAUGAGUAAAUCCGUAGAGUGGUCUGGUUUGCCCGAAGAACUAGUCGAUGAAAUAGCCGGCCGUCUCUUCUCUAAAGUCGAGCUUCACCGAGUCCGUAGCAUCUGCAAACCCUGGCGUUCCGCGUCUUCGAUCCAUAAACGUUACCCCAAACGCCAUGACCGCAACCGUGUACGUGUGCUUUCUCCCUUGAGUAAUAUAAACUCGUGUUUACUCUCUCCCGCGGCUUUCUUCCGUGUGUUUCUUUCGUCCUGUCGGAACAAAGGAUGGCUUAUCAAAACCCAAGAUGUCUCCGAAACCCGUAAAAAAUUACUACACCCGCUCUCUCGUGUCCCCAUGGACUCUUCUCAGCAAACCUUAGAUCUUUUGGAGUAUACGGUCACAGAGAUCCAUCAGUCUUACGACGUGACUAAAUCCAUAUCGUAUAAUUUCGCUAGAGUUGUUUUAAUGGACAAGUUUGUUUUCGGGGUGAAUGACAAGAAGGAGAUCUGGUGGUGCAACAGUGAAGAAAGUAAUGACGGUAGUAAUAAUGUUUGGACAAGAGUUUCAGAUGAAGAAGCUGAGUAUUUCUCGGACAUCAUAGUCCACAAAGGUCAAAUCUAUGCCUUGGACCUAAAUAGCGCGAUAUGGUGGAUUAGUUUAUCCGAGCUCAAGAUUUUUCAGUACGGACCUUCGACUCCAAUGGACUACUACGAGUUUGAUGAUUGCAAAGACAAGAGGCUCGUGGAGUUUUGUGGAGAACUGUGCAUCAUUCAUCGUUUCUGUAAGACGUUUCGUGUGCGCAGAGUUAACGUGGAGAGGACUACUGGUUUUAAGGUUUACAAGAUGAACAUGGAGUUGGUUGAAUGGGUUGAGGUUAAGUCUCUAGGAGGUAAUGCGUUUGUCAUGGCGACAGAUAGUUGUUUCUCGGUUGUGGCUAGUGACUAUUAUGGAUGUUUGGAGGAUGCCAUAUAUUUUACUGAAAAGAAGGAUGUAAACAAUGUUAGUGUGUUCAAGCUUGGUGAGGGUAGUGUUACUAAGUUGGUGGAGUCUUUUGAGAAUUGUUUUCAUAUGUUUUAUCCUCCUUUUGUAUGAGAAUGUUGUUGUUUAUUUAAUCUCAAAUCCUUAUAUUUUGUCAAUCAGAAUGUUUCUCUCUUUGCUAAUGAUAAUAAAUCCUCGUUGAAAAUGGAAUUCUUCUUCACUAGGUGGUAAUCUGCUCGGUGCACGAAGUGAACUAGUUUAUUAGAUUGUUGUACUAAGAGAUUUGUAUUUAUAUAUUCGUUCGGAUUCAAUUGAUCAAUUCGCAUUUUAGAUUUUUAAGGUUAGAAAUUUAAAUCUUAUUCGGAUAUUUGCAAAUUUUAGUUUAGAUUUGGUUCGAAUCAUUACGGUUCGGUUCGGAUUCUAGUUUAGAUACCUAUUUUUACUACAUAUUUUUUAACAAAAAUCCAAACAUACUCAAGUCCUAAAAAUCCAAAAUAUAAAAUAAUAUAAAACAUAAAAAAUUGAAUAAUAUAAGACUAAAUAUUUAAAUAUACAUAAGAAUUGGUUCAAUUUAAAUAUUUAGAUGGAGAACAAAUAAAUAUUAUUAG
Messenger RNA from Brassica napus (rape), 2978 nucleotides. RefSeq names its product F-box protein At4g35733-like. Gene Ontology annotation, molecular function: protein binding. The record is from RefSeq and is a predicted model, not a curated record. Bases 1414 to 2484 code for a protein of 356 amino acids. NCBI's taxonomy places the organism in Eukaryota, Viridiplantae, Streptophyta, Magnoliopsida, Brassicales, Brassicaceae. The transcript has a single exon.